Molecule: messenger RNA, 501 nt
Organism: Strongylus vulgaris
Lineage: Eukaryota; Metazoa; Nematoda; Chromadorea; Rhabditida; Strongylidae
Source: the annotation of a GenBank genome assembly
UUGCUUUCAGACCGUUGGCAUCGAGUCACCUAUCAUUCCGGUGGUGCUCUUUGUCUUGCAAGCACGCCUUUCUCGUUGGAACAUCGUGGAGCUUUUGCCGUUACUGGCAGCAAAACAUAUGUGAGGAUCAAGGCGCUGCACUACACCGAAGAUAAUUUGGUAGGACUACAUGAUCUCGGACAAUCCCGCGUAACUGAUGAAAAUGGUAAAGAUGUUGAGGUGUUAAAUGUAAGUCUUGAUCCAACUAUGGAAUGCCGUCCACUUCCAUGUAAACUUCGCUAUUCUAUGGAAGUGGCCAUAUCAUCAAUGGCCCGAGUAGAAGGCAGAUCUUGUUACCUCAUACUAGGUUACAAAGAUAGUAGAAUACAAAUCUUUGAAGAGAGAGGAAAGGGAACAGGAAAGUUGGACUCUGUUGGAUGGAUAGAAGAUUGUCAUCCAAGCAGCGAGAUACGGCCUGUUACUGGUUUGUUGUACUCAAUACUUUUUGUAAAACUUCCUUAG